This is a messenger RNA of Porites lobata, 4094 nucleotides long. The record is from the annotation of a GenBank genome assembly. Lineage: Eukaryota; Metazoa; Cnidaria; Anthozoa; Scleractinia; Poritidae.
AUGAAAGCUAAAGUCAAUGUUGCAGGUCAUUCUGUAAGGACUCUUCAACGUCGUAUACAGGCUGCUGAGUUUUCAAGAGACACAAAUGUUCAGGUGAGUGCACAUAUGAUUAAAUAGAUAUGAAAUAUAUUUGAAAACAUAUAUAUAUAUAUAAUUAUACUCCAAGAGCUAGGUUAUUCGAACAUUUACUGCAACUCUGAGUUUCAUGCUUCUUGCGAAGCAAUCUUCAGGCAACAAAAAAAUGUAAAUGUUCGAAUAACCUAGCUCUUGGAGUAUAAUUAUUCUUAGCUCUAGCUCUGCUAUUGAGCACUUUAUAGUAGAUGAGGAUUUCUUUCCACUUGUUAUUCUUUUUUUCUUGCUAGGUCGCUGUUCUUAAGAAGAUUAAAGAAAGAAACAAAAACGGACGUUGGUGGAUUAAAGCAGAUGCAUGUGACCUGCGAAAGGGACUGCGUGAGUCAAUGCGUCAUGAGUGGGCAGGAGAUUGUGACCUGGGAGAUGGAAAGCUUCAAACUUUAUAUCAGGAAUACAUGGACAGAAAAACCUUCUAUGGUGGAUUAGGACUUAAGGAUCGAAGAGUAAGAAUGAAAGAAGAUAUGGCGCUUGUGAUUUCUGGUUUGGAUAACGAUUUAAGGUUUCUGGUUGGUGGAGAGAAAGCUGCAAAAGACAAGUAUGCAGCUAAACAACGUCAGUCAAAUGCUUCUGAAGAUGGCAUGUUUGCAUUGGCUUGGGAGUGUGAAUGCUUCCAGACUCUCAUUAACAUUAACAAAGACCUAAAGUCUUCAAUUUCCAGCCUGCACUUAAGAAUUUCAACAAACCAGAGAGAUGGUAAUAUUGCUGGUGAUCUCACUUCUUUACGCCAAAGGCUUCUUUCCUAUGCUAAGGAUCUUUUUUCCAAGCAUAGAGAAGCUGCCUCUCAUCUCAUGGUGUUCAUGAUAGCCGAUGAAAAACGCGACAUGAAGCCCUAUGCUGUUCCUGUACGAUUUAUACCUUACCACAGUGUGACUGACAAUAAACUGCGUGAACUGUGUAUGGAGCUACGGAGUGCCAUGGUAAAUUUGGGAAUGCUUGUGGUUGGUGAGUUAAGAUUUUUCUUUAAUUGUCUCUGUUAACUACCUUAAGUUUAUACAACAGAAAGGGGCUGCUCUGCUGCUUAAAAGCCACCUUUCUCAGACCAGACUGGCAUAGCGCUGAGUAUAUUGGUACUUUUAGAGUGCAUAGAGCCUGUUGAAUUUUUAAAUAAUUGUCAUUUUUUUACUCAGCAACUGAAUGGUGAUUUGCAUCUUCACCCGCCCACCCCCCCCUCCCAAAAUUGUAAUUUGAAAUAAGCCAAACAACAAUUUAUUUAUCUGAUUUUUGUUUGUUUUAGGCACUGUCACAGAUGGAGAAUUUAACUCCAUCCGCACUAUGGGAUCAAAAAGAGCUAUUUCCAUAAUUCAAGUGAUGAUGGAUUCAAAGUCAGAGGCUAGAAGCACCAAUGUUAAUGCCAUACGGAGGUAUUUCACACCAGUUGCAGUCCCAGGUAACUUUUCUUUAACUGAUGUUUUAUCUAUGCCAAAAUCUGACCACUGGAAAUUCUUCACUAUCAUAUGUGUGUGUGUAUGUGUGUGUGUGUUGUAGGUGGAAAUGAAAUUCAGGUUAAAAUGAUUUCAACCUAGAUUGAUUUGAAUCUCCUUUGUUUCGAAGAGGCAAUUCGCAUGUAUUUUAAAACCUUAACUUUUCUUCCUAACAGGUGCCAAUGGGACAUUUUCUGUAAGAGGUCAGGCUCAACACCCAGCCAUUCCGGUUGAGGACAUUGUAUGGCUUUAUGACUUCAUGAAUGCUGAUGGCAAUCAAGUACCAUUUGAAAGCGCCAUCCACAUUUUAAAACGGAAGCUGUUUCCUGCCAAUUAUGACCCUUAUCCUUGGGAUGCAAAAAGUAUAUGCUGUAGUUUGUAAUAUCUUUCUUGUUUUAUGAGCACUAUUACCCUCAAAUGGUACGGCAUGAAGUCCAACUACUAAUUUAAAAUUGCAUAUUAAAUAACAAAAUUUAAAAAUGAAAUUAUUAUUACAUUAAAUCUCUGCCUGUGCACGGGCUGUUAUAGAGGAUCAGUAGGGCCAGUUUAUAGGCUACCCAUGGCCUAAGGUGCCAUGUACUGUCAAUGUACCUUUCAGUUCUAUUUAUCAUUUAUUUUCAAUUGUUUCUUUUCCUUUAAACAGUGGCUGAAGAGGAUACCAAAGGUUGUCUUAAGUCUUUGAUGGCAACAUACUUGUUCCGCUACAAAAUAAAACGAAUGAAAGAAGAAUUAAAUGUGGACUUCAGCAAACACCUUUACCAGCCUGAAUUGUGUGAUGUCACUGGGGAAUACAUACAUGAGAGAGAAGACCACAACCAUGUUCUUAAACGUAUCACUGAAUGUCUUCGUGCAGGUGAAAUCCCAGGGGUUGACACCCGCUACUUCAGAGAUGCCCUGCAUGAUGCUCAUUCAGGUUAAUAACAAUUAUUUGUGUUGUGUGCGUAGUCUAUUAAAGGCCCUUGUUCAUCCAAAAUGCAAUGUGCGCCCAAGCUUAUUUUUUGCACUGAUGGAAAAUCUAAAAAUUAACGUUCCAGGCAAUCAUAAUGCUACAUUGAACAAUUGAACCUGUUUUAAAACAAAAACACAAACACACACAGCAGAUUGGGUGAACAUGUACCUUUAAUCAUGAUGUUUUGAUAAUAAUGAUUCAUUUGACCCCCUCUGGGUUUAAAUGAAUUCUUGUAUUCAUACCUGUGUACUACAGGUAUAUUGAUGACAUAGAAAAUGGCAUUCUGACAUUUCUUGCUUUGAUUAUUUUUUGAUAGUUCGUGAAAGGGUUAAUAGCCUUUUUUUUUUUGUCUUUUCACAUUAUCCUUAUAUGAACUGAUGUAAUUCAUUCUAAUAAUUACUAUCCCUUUAACUCCCAAGGGUGCCAAAGAAAAAAAAAUUCAAGAAAAAUACCAGAUUUCAUUUUGUAAAAUAUUGAAAAACUAAUGUUUCCGUAAAAAUGUACUGCUGAAGAGGUUUCAUUUGAAUGGUCACACCAUACGAUUUUGUCCACAGACUCAAAAGUUAGAACUAGUGCUUUACAUGUCUCCAUAAUUAUUGACUGUGGAAGUGAAAGGGUUAAUAUUAUUAAUGUUCUUGUCAUGACCAUGACAACAAAAUUGCUUUGACCUACCACAUGUACAUUUUUUUUCUUUCACUGAAAAUUUCUCCAAAAUACAAAAGGAAUUUGCUUACAUACAAAAUAUGUAAUUGAGCAGUAUUUAAAAAGGAAUAUCAAAAAGUUUUUGGAAGCCUCAGCAACGGCAUUUUUUUUUUAAUACAGGUUUAACUUAUGAGGCUUUAACUGGAAAACAGAAACAGUCAGUACCACAUUGUGAACAGGUGUUUUCAAAGGGUGUACUGGAGUUCAUGCAAAGGAAUGGCCAUACUUCAGAGGCACACUUUGUUGAAACUGUUCGAAACUGGCAUAAGGCGGCAGAUGGACGGGGACUAUCAGAGGAAACACGGUCAAAGUAUAACAAUGACAUGAUCAAUUUUCUGUUGACUGAUUGGAUGCCCUGGCAUGAGUACGAAAGGGACUUUUCAACUAUUGAUGUCAUGCGCCCUAUAAAGGGUAUUAAAGGUUUCACUAGAGAAAUUGUGGUUGCUUUGAUUGCGAACUGUGAAAGCCUUGAACUCCGUCGAGCAGAGUAUCAAGAGAGGUUUGCCCCGGAGCACCCACGUGCAAGCAGCACAGAUGACGUUGAAGGCUUCAUUGCACAUCUCCAUGAUCAACUUGGAGAUGUGUUUGACCACAAGGAAUUUUUAGAACAGCAACCCAAAAUUCUAAAUGAGUUUACCAAGAAGAUAGACCCAGAGCUUCAAUUUUACUACUGGACAGGACACCGACAUCGAUUCACAACUGCCCCACUGCCUUCCUUCAAUGAUGCAUCAGGUCAAACAGAAAGAUUGGACAGGGUUAGGUUGUCAAGACGUUCUGAUCCAGGGGUUUUUGUGGCAAAUAGGGCAUCCUUGCCACAAAGAAAUUCUCUGACAGUCAGGGCUUCAUUUCACAGAGCACCAGAACAAUUACCUCCACCACCAACAGUGUAG